Messenger RNA from Nannospalax galili (Upper Galilee mountains blind mole rat), 1445 nucleotides. RefSeq names its product AAR2 splicing factor (gene Aar2). The record is from RefSeq and is a predicted model, not a curated record. Bases 147 to 1301 code for a protein of 384 amino acids. The transcript has 4 exons. NCBI's taxonomy places the organism in Eukaryota, Metazoa, Chordata, Mammalia, Rodentia, Spalacidae. Gene Ontology annotation, biological process: spliceosomal tri-snRNP complex assembly.
CCCAGGUUCUCCGCCGGACUAAUUUUUCCUUAACCCGUGGGCACCAAAGCGGUCGAACUUCCGGCUCAUUUCCGCGGUUCCUGAACGCGAGGCAAAGAGAAGACAAGGAAGAAGAGUUCUCCCUUUGGUUACCCACCACUGCCCCCAUGGCUUCCAUGCAGAUGGAUCCUGAGUUAGCCAAGCAACUCUUCUUUGAAGGGGCCACUGUGGUCAUUCUGAACAUGCCCAAGGGGACAGAGUUUGGCAUUGACUACAACUCCUGGGAGGUGGGGCCCAAGUUCCGGGGUGUGAAGAUGAUCCCACCAGGCAUCCACUUCCUCCACUACAGCUCUGUGGACAAGGCUAAUCCCAGGGAGGUAGGCCCUCGUAUGGGCUUCUUUCUUAGCCUGAAGCAGCGGGGGCUCACAGUUCUACGCUGGAAUUCAGUCCAAGAAGAGGUAGACUUGUCUCCAGCUCCAGAGGCUGAAGUAGAAGCUAUGAGGGCCAAUCUCCCAGAGCUGGACCAGUUUCUGGGGCCUUACCCAUAUCCCAUGCUCAAGAAAUGGAUCUCACUUACCAACUUCAUCAGCGAGGCCACCAUGGAGAGGCUCCAGCCUGAGAGUCGGCAGAUCUGUGCCUUCUCAGAUGUCCUGCCUGUACUUUCCAUGAAGCACACCAAGGAUAGGAUGGAGCAGAAUCUACCCCUCUGUGGCACUGAAUGCAAAAGCUACCAAGAGGGCUUGGCCCGGCUGCCUGAGAUGAAGCCCAGAGCUGGGACAGAGAUCCGCUUCUCGGAGCUGCCCACUCAGAUGUUCCCAGCAGGUGCUACACCAGCAGAGAUAACUAGGCACAGCAUGGACUUGAGCUAUGCCCUCGAGACGGUGCUCAAAAAGCAGUUCCCCAGCAGCCCCCAGGAUGUACUUGGUGAACUCCAGUUUGCCUUUGUGUGCUUUCUGCUGGGCAAUGUAUACGAGGCAUUUGAGCACUGGAAGCGGCUCCUGAACCUCCUGUGCCGCUCGGAAGCAGCCAUGGUGAAACACCAAACCCUGUACAUCAGCCUCAUCUCCAUCCUGUACCACCAGCUUGGGGAGAUUCCUGCCGACUUCUUUGUGGACAUUGUCUCCCAAGACAACUUCCUUACCAGCACUUUACAGGUUUUCUUUUCUUCUGCCUGCAGUAUUACUGUGGACAGCACCCUGAGGAAGAAAGCUGAAAAGUUCCAAGCCCAUCUGACGAAGAAGUUCCGGUGGGACUUUGCUUCAGAGCCAGAAGACUGUGCCCCAGUGGUGGUGGAGCUCCCAGAGGGCAUUGAGACUGGCUAACUGUGAACCCUUAAGCCAUGAGAGGCCCUUCUCACAUGGCUGCAUUCCUGGCCCCUCCAUUUACCCAUCUGUCCUGGGACCCUGCAGAGCAGUAGUCCCGCCAGGUUCUGCAAAAGUGGAGCCAGAAUUCCUCCCCACUGAUAA